AUCAACCUGCAGAACACUGCCUAUUUUUGGCUAAAGAAAUGAAAGCUCCUCUCACUGUGCAAAAGCCUUCUCAGACUGGUCCCUGAAACCAUUGUGCGUAGAUGCCUGCUGGUUGCCAUGGUGAAUGAUGCUGAUCUGAAGAAAUGAAUAAUGUGAGCACCGGGGGCGACGGUGGCAUUACUCAGUGGUGAGAGAGACAUCCAGGAGAGCCUAGUGCGGAGGAGGGAGAAGCACAUCAACUCGGAUUUGGUCCAUUCUCAGAGGAAGAAGUCUAACCAUAAAUACUGCCAGCAUCAGAACCGGGAUGAACAUUGAGGUUGGGAACGUGUCUUACACGGGAGCCAUCAUCUCCUGGUCGUCCUCAGAGCCCUGCCUGGAGGACUAUUACCAUAUUAUGUACAGGCCCAACUGGAACAGUAUCUUCUCCGGCUAUCUGCGCUACAGCUUCCACCACGAGGAGAAGGUGCCUCGAACCAUCACCUCCGUGGCGUUGGAACACCUCGCCCCUUCUACUCUCUACUUCCUCUGUGUCAGCUGCAAGAAGGCUGCCUUCCCAUACAGUCACUAUUGCACCAUGUUCCACACCCUGGAUAAGAGUCCACUGGCUGCGGGGGGCUCCCUGGUGGACCCCCAAAUUUCCCUUUGGGUGCUGAUGGCCAUCCUGCUGGCAUGCUUCACUGCUGUGCUGGCCUUCAUCUGCCUCCAGUUCUGGUGCAUCCGUUGUCAUGAGCCUCGAUGGUCUUACAGAGCUGGCCACAUGGAGGAGGCCAAUGGGUUGGUAAGAUGGCCUGAGGAGGCCCCAGCCCUCGGUCAGAGGGAAGAAGACUUGCAAGGGCUCCCCCUGGUGGAACUGCCGCGCAAGAACUCUGGGGCCAGAGCAGAAGCUGAACCAGAAGCGGAAGCCAACCAGGAUGCCUUGGAUGUGGUGGCCUUUGCAAGAGCGGGUGGUGACCAACCAGCCAGACGGCCUUACUAUAGAGAGUGAGCAAUGGGGAGGAGACGGCCCAUUUCACACAGCCCCAAUUGUUCUCUGUAGUGUGUCCUAUGUGAAAAUCUGCCUGUAGGCCACCCGCUUCUCUCCUCUCAAAUGUCAGUGUUGUCUGGAUGCCAAAUGACAACGCUCCCCACGCUGGAAAACACAGACCCUCAAGGUACGUCAAGGGUGAACAAGGCAUUGCUUUAGUUAAGAACUGCAGGCCUUGUUUCAAUACCAAAAUCUGCCAUGGCUGUAUCAGAGAGAGGGAAAGUACCUGGACCUGAGUCUGACACACUAGAAGAAAUGUGGAGUCAGACGUGGACCCUGAGCCUUGCUUUCAGUCAUUCCUUCUAAAAGGACGAAAACCCUGUUCUAACUUUCAGGCAAUCGCAUACCACAUCCUGCACCUCCAGGUUCAUUUUUUUUAGAGCUACAGACUGGCUUAUCACUAUUUAUCAUUAGCAGCUAACACCUAAAUUGACCUCAGCUUUAAAACAUAGACUCUUAGAAGAUAGCUUUGUAUUAACUCAUAAACAAAAAUCCAGGACCCUGUUGCUAUAAACAGAAGGGAACAUGUGUAAGAGUAAAUGCGACUACUUCUGCCUGCCGAUGCCUCUGGGCUUAAGGUCAUCUCUCUCAUGUCUGAUCAAAAGGGAGGCAAGCAUCAACACUAACAUAAAUGCCGGCCCUUUAUAUAUCGUAAGGUUUAGAAGAGAACUGGCAAGGGAAGCAUGUUUUUUGGUUUGUGAACCAUGUGUGUGAGCCACCUCAAAUGAUGUCAGCCCUCCCCCUUUGGUGUGCCUGAGGGUACAAUCUCACUACACAGCCUUGGCUGACUGAACUUGCCAUGUAGACCAGGCUGUGCUGGAACUCACAGCAGUCCUACUGCCUCGGCCUCUCGAGCGCUAGGACAGGUAGAUGAGUGCUACCACACCUGGGUUACAAGUUUCUCUUGGUUUGAAAGAAUUACCUUAAACAGUUUGACUCCUCUGGAGAAGACCCCUGUCCCCCCAUGUCUCCUCCUCACACCCCGAGUGCUGCAUUCAGCACUUCCUGGGUUAACCACGCUCCUAAAUCUGAAGAUCUCUAGACCUCUUUCUUUGGUAGGAGACAUGUUCCACUCUUAGAGUGGCUUUCCUUAUUCCUCCCAUAUGAGUCCCUAUUAUAAUUAAAACCUAUACAUAUUGCAGCACUGGUGGAACUUGGUGAAAACUAUUCCUUACCACACACGUGGACAUGAAAUUAUAGGUAGUUGUAGAUUAUGUCUCUUCACCCUUGAUGUAGACUGAUAAUACAGACUCUAACCCAUGUCUGGCCUAUAAGGGGUAUAUAGUAAAUGUCAUUGAAUGAAUGGGCAGAUGGACUGGAGACUUCAAAAGGACCCUGUGGGGUAAUUACUUGGAAUGAGGAUGUGCGCAUGUGAACAAAAGCCACACGAGGCAGAGGAGGCCUUCCUCUCAGAGGUUGCCCCAGCUAUCUACAAGGGCCUUCAAGCUCUGUCUGCAAACCCAGAAUCCCAGAAUCGCCAGAGUAUGUCCUGAUGAAUCAACCAAGAUCUGGGAGGAUCUGAGAAGCAGCAAGGAGAAUCCUCCUACACCCCAUUUACCCCCAACAUCAGCAUAGUACUCACCCCUCACCUCAGCUCCCACCCAGCUCCCCAACCCCCCAGAGCCUUGUUUACUCCACCCCUGCUAGCUGUGAACCAAUAAAGAUGGACGCACUUGC
Messenger RNA from Mesocricetus auratus (golden hamster), 2701 nucleotides. RefSeq names its product fibronectin type III domain containing 9 (gene Fndc9). Lineage: Eukaryota; Metazoa; Chordata; Mammalia; Rodentia; Cricetidae. The transcript is spliced from 2 exons. Bases 305 to 985 code for a protein of 226 amino acids. The record is from RefSeq and is a predicted model, not a curated record. Gene Ontology annotation, molecular function: protein binding.